This is a messenger RNA of Harpegnathos saltator (Jerdon's jumping ant), 3044 nucleotides long. RefSeq names its product zinc finger protein 888. The record is from RefSeq and is a predicted model, not a curated record. NCBI's taxonomy places the organism in Eukaryota, Metazoa, Arthropoda, Insecta, Hymenoptera, Formicidae. Gene Ontology annotation, biological process: regulation of transcription by RNA polymerase II. The coding region runs from base 523 to 2778 and encodes 751 amino acids. The transcript has 8 exons. Gene Ontology annotation, molecular function: RNA polymerase II cis-regulatory region sequence-specific DNA binding; DNA-binding transcription factor activity, RNA polymerase II-specific. Gene Ontology annotation, cellular component: nucleus.
UCCCUCCUCAGGAUAGGACAGGGUUUGCUUUUGGCUUCUGUGGGCCUCUAAUUGUAUAACUCUGUUAAAGUUGUUAUUUUACUGUGCCUGUUGGAUCGCAAAGAAUAAAUUUAUAUUAUCCAUUAUAAAUGCCUCGACAUUUACUAAAUGCAUUUACUGAAGUUACUUCUUUAAAAGAUAACUGCAUCAUGCGUACAUACUUAUAUAUGUAUAAUGAUUAUUCAUGAAGAAACGAAUAAAAAUGGUUAACGAUUAAAGUUUAAUAUGGCUAAUCGCAAACAAGGAUGUAACAAUGCAAAUAAGAAUAUAUUAAUAUCGAUAAAUCGCUAAUAAAUAUCGAUAAUGGGAUAGUCUAAGUUCCAAUUUAAUAUAUGAGGAUGAUGUCUUAUAGUCAGUAUAAUAUUUUGCUCGUGGCAGCAUUGUGUUCAGAAUAUGAAAGCCACCCUUGUUUUUCAAAAUGGGAUUAUGUGUUUUUUUCUCACAUAAGUCAAUUGCGCUUAAAGAGGGAGUUAAUGGGAAGAAAUGAUGACAACAGAGCAUGAUAUUUUGCAAGGAACUCAAAAGAAAUGUAUUAUAAUGAGUCAGGAGUGUCCAAACUGUGGGCAACUAACAAAUGCAUCUUACUCAAGGCUUGUGAAGGAUAGCUGUGGCCAUACUAAGUGCCGAAUGUGCUUAUUGUAUGAGGAACAUGGAUGCAAAACAUGCCAAGCUGUAUGCUGCACUCAGGAUAUUCAAGACUAUAGAGAAGCAUGCUCCACAAGUAAUGAUCCAGAUGAUACAAACAAAGCAAAUAAUGAAGAAAAUAUAUUACCAUUGGAGUUGGUUAUUAAUAAAAAUACCAAGUCCAAAGAACACCACAAUUACAAUCCAACUUCUAUUGAACACAGACUUCCAAGUUUUCACCAUAAAGAUGUCUCUUUUAGCAAUAACAAAAGAGCUUAUGAAUCUGUUACAAAUGAUGCAAUUGAUAAUAAUGAUUCUGAUAAAUUGUACAUUCCAAAGGUAGAACCCAGUAAUAUGGUACUAAAUAUAGAAGCUCAUUUGAGAAAUGGAAGCAAUCAAAACGAUUUGGCAAAUUUAGAGAAUCCACAGGAUACCCAAGCAGAACCAAGACUCGAUGAGAAAACAGAGAAGAGCAAGAAUACCAAACGUCGUGAUCGCAGCCAUAUAAUGAUAGUAUCUAGCAAUCCAGAGAAGUAUCAAUGCAAUGUAUGUGGUAAAAUUUUCCGCAACAAAAAGGGCAAGUGCUAUCAUGAUGCCUGUGUGACAGGUAUCAGACCCUAUCAGUGUACCUUGUGUGAUAGAAGCUUCGUCAAACGUUCUCACUUUGAAUACCAUGAGAGGGUUCAUAGUGGACACAGGCCGCACAAAUGCACUCUUUGCGAAAAAGCUUUCCCUCAACGGAAUAAACUUAAUAGGCAUAUGUUAUCCCACAGUAAGGAGAAGCAGUUCUUAUGUUCCAUAUGUAACAAACGGUACAGUAAGCGGGAUGAUUUAAAAAAUCACUUAAACGAACACAAUGCGACAACUACAUAUACGUGCAAGUUCUGCGACAAGCCUUUCUGUAUAUUAACCAAUUUGAAACGUCAUAUGCGAACACAUACGAGCGAACGACCACACACGUGCGACCAGUGCGGCAAGAGUUUUAAAGACAAAUCCAUGUUGAUUCGGCACAAACGUACUCAUGGGAAAGAAAGGCCAUUCUCCUGCGCCCAUUGUAACCGAGUCUUUUUGUCGAAGAGCGAGCUUAGACGACAUCUGGUCGUGCAUUCAGAUGAGAAGCCGUUCUCAUGUGAAUACUGUCAAACGCAAUUCAGGCGAAAAGACAAUCUAAAUCGACAUGUAAGACAUCACCAUUCAGAAGACUUUAGCUGCGGCGAAGUGAAUAAUAAAGUGCCUCCGGCCGUUGUUAAGGCGGACCGAAACUGCUCGACGAAGAGCAGAAACCAGCAACCUCGGCAAAAGCAAAAGUCGAGAAAAACACAGCCAAAGAGCCCUGGGAAGGUAGUCGCAAACUCAACUGCAAAUUCACAUCAGAUCAACUCGCGUUUAGAUCCCAUGGGCAACAUCACGCCCGUGAUAAGAACUACGGCUGAGGUGAGCAACGCGGUAUCAGUGAUCAAUGGGCCCAUCAGCACCAGGCGGCUGGAAGAACGGGCCUGCAAGAAAAUGUUCACAUACAUGGAGCCGAUUCCCAUCGCCGAGGCGGCGGUGCUCAAUUGUCGCAUCGAGGAGAAACUGUAUCCGCAAAGUGCCAACAGUCAUAACUACUUCGUGCACAACUAUCUGAAAGAUAGAAAUUCCAAAGUCAAUUCCUAUCCCAAUAACGACAACGAUAACGAGCUCGAAUCGCGAGACAACUCUAAUGCCAUUGCGACAAUAUCUUCGUCAAUUCAGUCGUCUCUCCCGAAGACAACGACAAGUCAGGAAGAGCCCGCAACUAGCAUCCGCGAGGAUAAAUGCCAUCGAGAUGAAGGCAAAACGAAGAAGGUGGAUGAAAGUACUGGGCGAGGUGAUGAAACUUCUGUGUCUACAGAGCGUUUGGAUGCCACUUCUCCUAGAGACGAACAGUCCAAUUGUGUGUCCACUAUCAAAAAGCAUACUGUUCAACAAUUGGUAGCGGAUGGGUGCAACAGCUCAGCGAGUGGCAAUUUCGGCGGAACGGCGACACACUGUGCAACACUGCCAAAAGAUUUUCAGAAUAGCAGCAAGAGGAAGCAGAGCGACGUACAUUGGAGACGCAGAACCGCGGAGACACUGAAGCCAUGCCGUCACUGAUGUCCCGUUUGUUUUCGAUAUGUGAUACUACCAUUAUACUUAACAGAUGUGUUCACUGUGUAUGUAUGCAUGUGUUUAAGUUUGAAAGAAAUUUCGUUCGCUCGGCCUUAACGAUAAAGACGACAGUGCCUCUUAUUCGGCAGGCGAGAGAAUCUUUCUAAUCUGCCAUAGUGUGAUAUACGAGAGGUGCGAGAACUAAACUGUUGCAUAUGAUAAUUGUGUAUAAUUAUAACAUAUCUUAUUAAAUUGCCGUGCUUUUAGUUAAA